Molecule: messenger RNA, 3829 nt
Organism: Halteromyces radiatus
Lineage: Eukaryota; Fungi; Mucoromycota; Mucoromycetes; Mucorales; Cunninghamellaceae
Product: cation-transporting ATPase
Exons: 14
Coding region: 54-3629 (1191 amino acids)
Biological process (GO): intracellular calcium ion homeostasis
Cellular component (GO): endoplasmic reticulum membrane
Molecular function (GO): ATP binding; P-type ion transporter activity; ATP hydrolysis activity
Source: RefSeq, a predicted model, not a curated record
CUUGUUUUCUUUAAACUUGUUGGAUUUUUUGUGUUGUCACUCCAAGUGGAUCAAUGACACAAACACUCAUCCAGUCAUCAAGGAUUGCUUCGGCGUCUUUACUGGUGCCUUUACCUAGAAUAUGGCAUCUUUAUGUUUGGCCAUUUACUAUUCUCUAUCCAAUCUUUUUAUACAUAUACUAUUUCAAAUAUCAAGUUUAUUUAGGAUCUGAAGAAUGGACUUUUGUUACUUUGACUUCUCUCCUUGUUCUCCAUGGUUUGACCUUCUUGUCUGGUCAGUGGAGUAUCUCUAUCAAAGCGAAAAUUACUUGUCUCAAGGAACCCAAUGUCAAGAAGGCUACCAAGAUCAUGAUUUCUCCCUACCGUUAUCAAGGCACUGGAACUAUUUGUGACUUACACCAUGGUGAACCUACAUCUUUACAUCCUGAAGGAGAAAUCUCGUUUAUUUUUCAACAAAAGAAGUAUAUUUGGGAUGAGGAUAAACGUCAAUUCCGUAUGAUCUUAUAUCCAUCUGAUCUUCAUCCUCGUGUGGCACUUUAUCAAAAUGCAAAGGGAUUGGACAAGAAAGGAAUCAAGGAAGCUACUGAAACAUAUGGAACAAACAGAUUUGAAAUCCCAAUGCCUACAUUCACUGAAUUAUUCAAGGAACAUGCUGUUGCUCCCUUUUUCGUUUUCCAAAUCUUUUGUGUCGGUCUCUGGUGUCUGGAUGAAUACUGGUAUUACUCAUUGUUCACCUUAUUUAUGCUUGUGGUAUUUGAAGGUACCGUGGUAUUCCAACGUCUCCGCACUAUUGGUGAAUUCCGUGGUAUGAAUCAAAAGCCUUAUCCUAUUUAUGUCAAACGUGAAAAGAAAUGGAUCCAGGUACAAACAGAUGAACUACUUCCCGGUGAUGUUGUGUCUAUUGUUCGUACAAAGGAUGAUGAAGGUGUUCCUUGUGAUCUGGUUAUCUCCGAAGGUUCUUGCAUUGUCAAUGAAGCGAUGUUAUCUGGUGAAUCUACUCCUUUACUCAAGGAAUCGGUUGCUUUGCGACAUCCUGAAGAUGAAUUUGAUUUGGUUGGUGCUGAUAAACUCAAUGUAUUGUAUGGCGGUACUAAGAUCCUUCAGGUUACUUCUCCUGAAAGUGGUUGUGCUCCUGAUAAUGGUUGUAUCUGUGUAGUGGCUCGUAGUGGAUUUGGUACCUCUCAAGGUGAAUUAGUUCGAACCAUGAUUUUCUCUACUGAACGUGUGUCUGCCAAUAACUUUGAAGCCUUAUUAUUUAUUCUCUUCUUAUUGGUCUUCGCUAUUGCUGCUUCUUGGUAUGUUUGGACAAAGGGUGUUGAAAAUGAUCGUAAACGUUCGAAACUUCUUUUGGAUUGUAUCUUGAUCAUUACGUCUGUUGUACCUCCUGAAUUGCCUAUGGAACUUAGUUUGGCUGUGAACAGUAGUUUAGUGGCUUUAUCAAAAUUCGCCAUCUUCUGUACUGAACCCUUCCGUAUUCCAUUUGCUGGUCGUGUGGAUAUUUGCUGUUUUGAUAAGACUGGUACCUUAACUGGUGAAGAUUUAGUGUUCGAAGGUGUUUCUUCCGCGACUACUACUGGAAAGUCUACUGAUCUUUUCCCGGCUACAGAAGUACACGAAACAACCAAGUGGGUUCUUGCAACUGCUCAUGCUUUAGUAGAAUUGGAAGAUGGUAUCGUUGGUGAUCCUAUGGAAAAGGAAACAUUGAAGGCAUUGGAUUGGCACUUAGGCAAACAUGAUACUGUAGCAUCAAAAGGCAAUCAUCGUGAUAAUUUACAUAUUCGUCGUCGCUUCCAAUUCUCAUCUGCUUUGAAACGACAAUCAACUGUCUCCUCCGUGACUCGAUCUCACUUCCCCAGAACCAAAACAUUUGUGGCUGUCAAAGGUGCUCCUGAGACCCUCCAGACUAUGUAUAAGGAUAUUCCUGCUGAUUAUGUUGAAACUUAUCGACACUUUACUCGUAAGGGUAGUCGGGUCUUGGCUCUUGGUUAUAAGUUUUUAGAUGAUGAAAUGAAUAUUGAUCAAAUCAAUAAUCUUGAACGCGAAGAUGUGGAAUCCCAUCUCAUUUUUGCUGGCUUCAUUGUUUUUACCUGUCCUUUGAAAGAAGAUGCCAUUGCUUGUAUCAAGGAAUUGAAUGAAUCUUCUCAUCGUUGCGUUAUGAUUACUGGAGAUAAUCCAUUGACUGCUUGUGCUGUUGCUCGUGAUGUUGCUAUUGUGGAACGGGAAGUACUUAUUGUGGAUAAGGAAGAAGGCAAUGAUACUGAUAAUACUGUGGUAUUCCAUACUGUUGAUGAAUCACUCCGUCUUGAAGUCAAUCCUGAUGAACCUUUAGAUAAUGAUUUAUUGGACAAGUAUGAUAUCUGUUUGACUGGGUCUGCUAUGAACUUUUUUAUGAAGAAACCAAAUAUGGAUAUUUUAUUGGAACAUACUUGGGUUUAUGCUCGUGUUUCACCCUCUCAAAAGGAAUAUUUAUUGACUGGUUUGAAAGAACAUGGUUAUACAACAUUGAUGGCUGGUGAUGGUACUAAUGAUGUAGGUGCAUUGAAACAAGCUCAUAUUGGUGUGGCUUUAUUGGAUGGAACUCCUGAAGAUUUGCAAAAGAUCGCUGAACGUAAUCGUAUUGAAAGAAUGAAAGCCAUGUACGAACAACAAAAGAAACUCUCAGCUCGAUUCAACGCACCAGUACCUCCUCCACCUCCUGCAAUUGCUCAUUUGUAUCCUGAAUUUGCUGCCAAUCGUGCUCAAUUAGAACAAAACAUGACACCUCAACAACGUCGUCAACAUGAAAGCAAACAAAAGAUGGAAAAAAUGGCCAACAAGUUAUUGGAAGAUAUGGAUAUGGAAGAAGCCCCUACGAUCAAAUUUGGUGAUGCUUCCGUUGCUGCACCUUUCACGUCCAAACUUCGAAAUGUAGUUGCAGUGAAUAACAUCAUUCGUCAAGGACGUUGUACUCUUGUGGCCACCAUUCAAAUGUACAAGAUUUUAGCAUUGAAUUGUUUGAUUUCAGCUUACAGUUUAUCUGUAUUGUAUUUGGAUGGUAUCAAGCAAAGUGACACCCAAAUGACAAUUUCUGGUGUUUUGAUGGCUGUAUGUUUCUUGUGUAUCUCUCGUGGCAAACCUAUUGAACGAUUGUCUAAAGAACGACCUCAACCCAAUAUCUUCAACCCUUAUAUUAUUAUCUCUGUCCUUGGUCAAUUUGCUGUCCAUAUUGCUGCCUUGGUAUAUAUCAACAAUCUUGCUAAAUUUUAUGAACCUCCAAAAGAAGUUGAUUUAGAAGGGGAAUUUGAAGCCAGUUUAUUGAAUAGUGGUGUUUAUUUGAUUCAACUUGCGAUGCAGGUGUCAACGUUUGCUAUCAAUUACCAAGGCCAUCCAUUUAGAGAAAGAAUUCAAGAUAACAAGACAUUGUACUACGGCUUGAUGAGUGUGGGUGGUAUUGCUAUUGCGGGUGCUACAGAGCUUUUCCCUGAAGUGAACGAACAAAUCAAUUUAGUCCCAUUCCCUAGUGCAUUCCGUGAUAAAUUGACUCUUUGUAUGGUACUUGACUUUGGUAUUUCCUACUUGAUUGAAAUUGUUAGUAAAAGUUUAUUUGCUGACAAUCGUGCAAAGGCCAUAGCUACAAGAGGCCGGAAAUAGUGAUAGAAUAGGAAUUGUUAUAUAUUAUAGUUAUAUUUAUACUUUUGAUUCUAGAUUUUUGAUUCUUUAUGAUGAUUACAUUUGAUUCUAUACAUUUACACCAAUAAAAAAAAGAAAAAAAAAAGAAGAUUUUAUAUAUAUACAUAUUGCACAGCAUUUGUCGAAAUUUAACUCUUUGGAUUCGGAUUGAAAUGGUCAAC